AUGUAUAUUUCCAUUUAUAUCACUGAUAUUAAUAACGUUUUAGUGUUUGAGCAAUUAUUGAACCCUGUUGCUCCAAGUUUUAAUGAACUAUGGUCCAAAUUGCAAAAUUUAUAUCCAGAUAUAUCUGGGGAUAAUAACGACAAAGCUACUUGCUCUUCUAUUUUCUCAAAUGAUAAAUAUAUUAACUGCAGGUUAGGUAAGAAUUUGGAACUCUACAGAUAUUGUUCCAACGUGAAUAAAUUAUACUUUUGGUGUUUAGUAUCUGGUAGGUUGAAUUCAAAGGAGCAAUUGUAUCCAUUUGUUAUAAUGGAAGAAUUAGAACAAAGUUUAAUGACUUACUUUGAAAAAGAAGAAUUGACAAUAACUAAAUUAGUCAAUAACUACGAUAGAAUAUCACUUAUAUUAUAUUGGCUAUUUGAUGGAGGUGAGCCGACAGUAGGGAAAAGGUACAAUAAUUGGAUUAAACAUAAUAUUCCAAGCAAAUAUGACUUCUCAAAAGUUAUCAAUAAUACAGCACAUAAUAUUCAAAUCGCUCUUCAAAAAUCUCAAAAACAGCAGUCUAAUUUUCCCUAUCAAGAUAUGAACUUUGAUAGUAAUGUUGCUGUACCAUGGAGAAUGAGAAAUGUUGAUCAUGUUAAUAACGAAUUAUAUCUUGAUCUAGUAGAAUCUAUACACGUUGUAUUGGAAACGAAAAAGAGGAAAAGUAGCUACGCAAACUCGACUAUGAAGAUUGUCACGGGUAAUAUUAUUGGUAAAGCUUUGGUGAAAAGUGUUCUAAAUGGUAAUCCAAUUGUUGAAAUGAAAAUUGAUAUGGCUGGGAAUGAUUUAGAAUCAAUAUUUUUACAUGAAUGUGUGAAAUCAAAGGAUGUUGAUAAAGAUCAAGAAUUUGAAAAUACUAAAUUAAUUAAAUUUUUACCGCCUGACGGGAGUUUUAAACUUUUUGAUUAUAAUAUUAAUUUAAAUACAACUGAAAAUACUAAAAAGGAAUUCAAUGCAUUUAAUAAUAGACUGGGUCUUGUAACUGCAUCUUUCGAAGAUGGCAUAGGCAUGAAGAAUGAUGAAUUUCAGUUGACUUUAAAUAUUAGUAAUUCAACUAAAGUUCAAUCAAUUCAAAAUCUCCAAAUAGAGAUUAUCUUUUUACCUAAAUUUCAAAGAUCAGAAGAAGAUUUAUUCAAUUCGAGCAAAAAUGAAGCCAAUGAUGAUUCGAUAAAUAAAGAAGGAAUCAAUAAUUUAUCCAAGAACAAUUCUGAUUUAGGGAAAGUGGAUUAUAAGAUUAAAAUGUUAAGAUCAUCACAUGGUAGGUUCGAAAAUUCUCUUUCACCUAAUAAAUGUUCCUGGAUUUUUGAUAAAGAGACAAAUGUUGGAAUUACUCCAGUUUUGACAGGUUGUGUUGAAUAUACUGAUAAAAAUCCUAAUAAAAAGAUGAUUCUAAGUCAUAUCUUAUUAAACUACUCUUAUAAUGGAGAAUUAGCUAGCGGUAUGAAAAUACAAUCAUUAGAAAUACAGUCAGGACUUAAAGCUGGGAAGGGCAAAUCAUUAUUUAAAGGUGUUAAGUAUUCUACAACUAUCGAAGAAUUAAAACUAAGGAGUCGAAAGAUUUAG
Molecule: messenger RNA, 1602 nt
Organism: Tetrapisispora phaffii CBS 4417
Lineage: Eukaryota; Fungi; Ascomycota; Saccharomycetes; Saccharomycetales; Saccharomycetaceae
Gene: APM3
Product: Apm3p
Exons: 1
Coding region: 1-1602 (533 amino acids)
Biological process (GO): endocytosis
Cellular component (GO): cytoplasmic vesicle
Source: RefSeq, a predicted model, not a curated record